Molecule: messenger RNA, 462 nt
Organism: Aplysia californica (California sea hare)
Lineage: Eukaryota; Metazoa; Mollusca; Gastropoda; Aplysiida; Aplysiidae
Product: neuropeptide SIFamide receptor
Biological process (GO): G protein-coupled receptor signaling pathway
Cellular component (GO): plasma membrane
Molecular function (GO): G protein-coupled receptor activity
Source: RefSeq, a predicted model, not a curated record
GAGGGUGGGAGGAGGAGAGAGGAAGAGGAAAGAAGAAGAAGAAGAAGAGUAGGUAGGAGGAAGGAGAGACAUAUAUCACAAAACUCCAAACCCCAGCGAGGAGCGAGGAGGAAGAAGAGACAAGAUGUGGGAUAACGCCUCGACCCUCUCGCCUCACGCCGUGUCGCUGGCUCUAGCCUCUCUCUACACCCAGAGCCCGUCCUCCGAUGCCAACAUCGUCAUCGCCAGCACAGCGGCUGCUGCUCUCAGCGGCGGAGCUUACAACAUCUCGGGGGCCUCCGGCAGUGGCGUAUACAGCCAGGGGGGCGCUCUCAGCGGUGGCUCGACGGACAAUAUGACACUGGGAGAGGGGAGCAAUACUGGUACUAUCUUCAUGGUGCCCUCGGACAACGGGACCGGCUUGAAUAUGAGCGGGAACUUCACGUACCCUGAGCCUUUCACCACGCCUAUGGCCACUCUGGU